AUGAAGAUUGAUGAUGAAUAUUUUGCAACUCAUCAACGAAGAGGAUGCAUCUUUAUUAUUAUUACAGCAUUAGCGAGAAUAUGCGGAAUAAUAACACUUGCUGGUCUUAUUUUGACGACUUAUAUGGAAUGGAUAGCAGCAGAUUAUUGGAAUUUUCGAAUAUAUGUAACAAUUGCGACAGUGAUUGUCGCUUAUUUGGAGCUUCUUUGGAUACUUGAUAAGUGUAUAACUUGUUGUAUUUGUUGUUUCCGAAGUGAAGCAUGUUUCUAUUGGACAUGUUGUAUUCCGAUUGAUAAUUGGCUUAAGACAAUCAUUUACAUUGGUUUAUCAUUACCAUUUUUUAUUCCAACAUGGCUUUCAAUAGUUGUACGAACGGAUAUUAAGGUUGCCGGUGCUUUGCUCAUUUUUACUGGUCUUAUAUAUUUCCUAAAAAGUUUUAAAUAUAAACGUAUUGAUAUGGAUGAUUUACAUGAAGAAAAUCAACUUGUCUCUGAAAUUAAUUCAAUGCCUCUACCAUCAAUAUCAACGCAAACAUCGAUUAUUGGAAUAAACAAUGAUAGUUUAUCAUGUACAUUUCCGGUUGAACAAGAAGCAAAUAAAUAA
Molecule: messenger RNA, 603 nt
Organism: Rotaria socialis
Lineage: Eukaryota; Metazoa; Rotifera; Eurotatoria; Philodinida; Philodinidae
Source: the annotation of a GenBank genome assembly